This is a messenger RNA of Gekko japonicus, 1169 nucleotides long. RefSeq names its product isochorismatase domain containing 2 (gene ISOC2). Gene Ontology annotation, cellular component: cytoplasm. The record is from RefSeq and is a predicted model, not a curated record. Lineage: Eukaryota; Metazoa; Chordata; Lepidosauria; Squamata; Gekkonidae.
CUGAUUGGUUAGCGAAUCAAACGGUGGAGACUCGGGAUGAAAGAGUCCGCAGUCGCCUCCUCACAGAAAUGUCUGCCUGCCGGCUUGGAAAAGUGUUUCCCAAGACAAGCAUCCUGUUCUUGUGUGAUAUGCAGGAGACAUUCCGGCCGAACAUAAGCUACUGUAACAUCAGCUACUUCCCUCAGAUUGUAUCUGUGGCAGCUCGAAUGCUGAAGGUUGCCAAAGCGCUUGAAAUCCCGACGGUGGUGACUGAGCAGUACCCCAAAGGGCUGGGUCCAACGGUGCCGGAGCUAGGGGCCGAAGAACUUCGGAAAUACCCCAAGACGUGUUUCAGCAUGAUCAUCCCAGAGGUGGAGAAGGAGAUGGCUGCUGUCCCCAACCUCCAGUCCGUGCUGCUGUGCGGCAUUGAGACGCAGGCCUGCAUCAUGAGCACAGCGCUGGAUGUGAUGGAGCGAGGACUGGAUGUUCACGUGGUGGUGGACGCUUGCUCUUCUCGCAGCCAAGUGGACAGGAUUGUGGCCUUGUCUAGGUUACGUCAGAGCGGUGCUUUCCUUACGACCAGCGAAGGUCUGAUCCUGCAGCUGGUCAGAGAUGCUGCUCACCCCCGUUUCCGAGAGAUCCAGAAGCUGAUAAUGGACCCUGCCCCGGACAGCGGCCUCCUUCCCUUCCUGACGGCCCCCAGCCCCCGGAUUUGACCUAGGUCGACUGCUCCGGGAAGACGAGAGGGCCCUCUUCCUUGAAAGCGUCCCAGUCCUUUGGUUCCUCCAGCCAAUGCCUCCUUUUGGGUAGGAGGGAAGGGAAUAGAGACUAGGAGCUGCUACUUUAUUUUUUGAACAGGAAGAAGAUACUGGGGUCAAAGCCAGCCUGAAAACCCUGCCCCCUGAUUCCAGACCGGUGGGGCCUUCCUGUGGGUUUUCAUUGUGAGGGAUUGCUUUGUAUACCUUCAGGAUUUCUUUUUUGCACGUUGUCGUCUGUGUCCUGCUGUUUUAAAGUGGCUCCCAGGUCUCGCUGUUAUGCGAGAGGAAGGAGGUUUUCUAUAAGGAAGGGAAGACGCCGUCAAGAACGUUAUUGGUGUCUUCGGACAGAUCUGUGCCUGGUAAUGAAGCUGUAUGCAGAGGAAGGGGUUUUUGAUUUUGUAGCAGGCCCCAGAUUCUUCAGUCAGAGAACAC